Nomia melanderi (Alkali bee) is the source of this 1346-nucleotide messenger RNA. RefSeq names its product GEL complex subunit OPTI. Gene Ontology annotation, biological process: mitochondrial respirasome assembly. NCBI's taxonomy places the organism in Eukaryota, Metazoa, Arthropoda, Insecta, Hymenoptera, Halictidae. The record is from RefSeq and is a predicted model, not a curated record.
UGGCACAUUUCCAUAAUUCAAGAGUUGGAAGAAGUAUCGUAGUGAAAUACUUGUAGGUUUAAAGGAACUAAAUGUGUAUGGUAGUUGUUGUGUAGGAAAUGUUUAUGACUUUUACUAUACAUUUCAUAUUUUUAAGUUGAGAAAGCUUAGAAAUGUCGCGUUCAAAAUCAGAGAAGAUCGGGAGCUGUGGUAAAUGUGAAUUAAGCGUUUGGACACGUGCGAUAACAGCGAACUCCGAAUGGCCGGAUAAAGAAGAAUUCCUUGAUGUUAUAUAUUGGGCCAGGCAAGCGAUUGGAAUUAUAGUCGGUAUAGGAUGGGGCCUUAUACCUUUGAAAGGUUUUGUAGCUCUAUUAUUAUUUGUACUAGUUAAUGCAGGUGUUACGUACCUAUACUUUAGUAAUUUUCAACAAAUAGAUGAAGAAGAAUUUGGUGGUGUAUGGGAAUUAACUAAAGAAGGUUUUAUGACAUCAUUUGCUGGAUUUUUGGUUACUUGGAUCAUAAUAUAUACAGGGCUACAUUUCGACUGAUGAUUUCUGAAACAUCAAUAGUAUCUUGACUGACAAAAAUACAAAUACAUAUAAUAUUUUUUAUGAAUGAAAUACUUUAAACAUAUAUGGAAAUUACAUUGUCAAACAUUUUUAGGGUACAUUCAAAUUUUCAGCAUGUUUAAUAAAUAUGGCAUGUAAUAAUCAGUUUCUGAAAUGUUUACUAGCAUCAUUUGCUGUGUUUAGUUAACCAUUCUUAUAUAAGCAAUAAUUAUACAUUUAAAUGUUAUUUAUCAAUAGAGAACAUUAUAUGCAAGAGUUUAAACUUCUCAUUAUAAACAAUAUUAAUUUGGAAUUUUACUUGUGGAAUAUAAUUAAUUUUUAUUAUAUUCCCUUUUAUAUACAUAUUGUUGCAGAAAAUAGAAUGAUUCAUGUGAACACAGUAAACUAUUGCCAAAACUGAUUACAUAUUAUAUAUGCCAGAUCAAAUUAUAAAUAAACAUUUUGAAUACCCAAAUUAUUCAAUAUUUGAUCAGAUUGAACAUUUUGCAUGUUAUUAAUAAAAUUUGUAUGCUGACUAUUUUUUCAACUAUUGAAAUAUAUAAUGACAACUAGUUAACAAUUCCAAUUGAUGCCUUGACAGGUACAAGGCAAUCGUAUACAUUACAAUUACAUUACAUUGUAUAAGUAGAUUUUAAGUAUUAAAAUAAUUUUAUGUAUACUAUAUUUCAGAAGUAACUGUUUAUUUUACUUCUAUCUAAAUAAGGAUCGGCGUGGAAAAUUUUAAAUAAACAGAUUUUACAUAGAAAUAAUUUGAAAGGAAGAAAAGGCUAACAUCAAUAAUAUCGUUAAUAACUUCAU